This is a messenger RNA of Oppia nitens, 1822 nucleotides long. RefSeq lists its product as uncharacterized. The coding region runs from base 137 to 1768 and encodes 543 amino acids. The transcript has 4 exons. NCBI's taxonomy places the organism in Eukaryota, Metazoa, Arthropoda, Arachnida, Sarcoptiformes, Oppiidae. The record is from RefSeq and is a predicted model, not a curated record.
AGAGAUUAGUUUGAACGUUAAAAACAAGUAUUAGUUAAAUUAUAAUCUAAGAUCUAAAUCCCAAACAUAUCCAUAGAUAUAUCAAUUGAUUUUUUUUGAUAUUUCAAUCGACUAUCUCUGUCUCUCUUAUAAAUAAAUGGCUAAAAAAACKAAAUUCUUGCCUUUGUUGGCAAUGAUUAUUGCUUUGACAGUUAGUUUAGUCGAUGGACUGUACAACUGGCCGGAACAACCAAAGACAUUAAAUGAUAUGUGCAAAGAGUUGAAGGGUCAACACAGGAUUGUCGAAGCAUUUCACCAUCAGUUUGAUAUGUAUUUGAUUCUUGAAGACAAAGAGUCAGAGAGUACGGAUCCAUUUGGUCCACGAAAACGGUACUACGUUUUGCGUCGGUUUAAUGCGACUGAUGUCGUGUUGGGCACCAGUAAGUCGGCUACUUUUGCUCAGGUCAUAGACAUGACCCGUCACUGGUCUAACGAUAUUCGCGGCAAUUGGCUCUUCUAUUUGAAACACUAUUUCAUUUUUACUGAAAAAAAGAAAAAUCAAUUUAUCAAAUAUCUCAUUGGAUUUAACCAAACAUUUAUGGACACUAUUGAACAAUACGAUGCCUAUCGGUUUCCUAUUGAUAUAUCAAAUGAGAAAAAACUAAUAGAUUUAAAGUCUGCCAUCAAAAUCAAUACAAACAUUUACAAGUAUAUCCCUCAAGAGGAUGAAUACAAUUUGAUGACAUUAGUGGUUAAGUUUCCACAGGAAGACAUCAAUAACCGAAUUCAUGCCAUAACCUCUUUACCAACUAUUCGAACGGUUAAAUACGGAAGAUAUUAUGUAUACUAUAUGGAAAAACCCCGAAAAUCGCUUAAUCUAGAAGAGGGAGUGUUUCAGUUUAGACGACAUCUAUUUGAGCCACAAAUGGUUAACUAUGAGACAUACGACGAGAUGGACUGGGCUUACAUAGACAACAACAACAUUACCGAGAAGUGUAUCAUUCAAAACUAUGUCAACGCGUCCACAGUUUUGAAUCCCAAUACAGGAUAUGUACAGAAUUAUGGAUACAUGUUUCAAAUCAUUGAAUUCAUUAACAACGAGUUUAGGAUUAAAAAAGGAUCGCAUAAUACUAGCGCUGUGUCUAAUAUUUUAGAAGACAUUAGAAAUGGUUCUGUUUUGGAUCUAUUAAAGUGUACACAAACCGAACCAGUGAUUACAACUACAAUCGUAUCCGAAACUCCUGUCACCGGUGAUAGUAAUGUUACUGAAACUGGUAUCACUGAAAGUCCUACAACAACUCAAACUAAUGAUAUAACCAGUGAGUCAACUACUAAGCCUUCCGGAGAACUAACUACUAAGCCUUCCGAAGAACCAACUACUAAGCCUUCCGGAGAACCAACUGUUGAAUCUCCAGAGGAACCAGUAGAUACCAUACCACCGGGUCCUCCGCCCACAGAAGCUGAACCAACUGGAUCUUUACCGCCAGAACCUGAAGUACCAGAACCAACUGAAAAAGAGCCAACUGAUCUUCCGAUGACCGAUGAGCCAAAAGAACCAGAAGAAAGUGAAUCUCUAUUGUGGUUAUGGAUAUUAUUGAUAUUAUCAAUAGUCAUAAUCAUAGCAUUUGGUGUCUUCUAUUUAUUAUAUAUCUUUGUCGGACCUUUCAAUACAUUUGUCCGAAGAUAUAUCAUUAAUCGCGAUAUUCCUCCGUCUGAACGACCCAACAGAGGCACUCGGGACGCAUCUCAUGAUAUUGAACUCAAGGAAAUCAAAGGGAUAUCUCAAUGAAAGAUCAGUCUAACAGUGAUUGUUCACCACUUAAUCUAUGAACACAUCUAUUAU